AUGAAGAAAGUCAACUUGGCUGAGGGUGCGAAGCGGGACCCCGAACUAUACAUUCUGUUGGCAAUCAUGACCGGCGCUUUCACCCUUGUCGGCUGGCACUUUUCCCGCAACCCCACGACCUCCUCCUCGGAGAACCGCGUCGCCCAAGCACCCGACUCGGAGCCCUGGAAGACGGGCGGUAGUGCCAAGUACCAGUACCACCCGCAUGGCGACAUGAGCAGAGGGAAGAAGGACGCGCCGAGUGCGUUGAACGAGGUUAUCAUUCCCAACGUGAACUUGCCGAGGGAACUUCACGAGAAGUACAACAAGUGGGGCAAGGAGGGCUAUUAG
Messenger RNA from Baudoinia panamericana UAMH 10762, 330 nucleotides. RefSeq lists its product as uncharacterized. Lineage: Eukaryota; Fungi; Ascomycota; Dothideomycetes; Mycosphaerellales; Teratosphaeriaceae. The transcript is spliced from 3 exons. Bases 1 to 330 code for a protein of 109 amino acids. The record is from RefSeq and is a predicted model, not a curated record.